AUGUCGGCUGGUCCUCACACACCCAGUGACGAUCGCCCAACUGAUGCAAGAAACAAAUCCGUGGCUGCUGACCUUAUAACAGCUCGCGAAGAGGAAGACGACGAGAGCCACAAAUUCAAAGACGACCAUAACGGUGAAGAGCGUCAACGAGAUAGGGCUAAUGAUGAAGAUUUGUUCAGGCGCCGCCGCAGAAGUGGGAGCAAUUCUCCUUCACGUGGUCGUCGUUCUUCAUCACGUAGCCGGCGUUCUCGCUCGCCACGGCAAACUCCACGAAGAUCGCGAUCCCCACGAACGCCUCAAGGUACAUAUCCCGAUUCGUAUGGUACCACCAAAGGUCGCUCUUCGUAUAAUGAUCCUUACGAAAAUGAUAGAAGGGAACGGGAAUCUGAUAGGGACAGAGUGAGGGAACCUCACCGUGAACGAAAUAGAAGAGAGCAUAGUCGAUCAAGAGAGAGAUCUGCGAGAAGUUUCAGGUCAGAUCGUAGUUAUAGUCAAAGAAUAAGCGCCAGGGAGACUGCGGCUUUCGCGGCUUCACAGAAAUCACAAAAGGAAUGUCGAGUAUAUGUGGGUAAUUUAGCCUAUGAAGUUAAAUGGGCACAGUUGAAAGAUUUUAUGCGACAAGCUGGUGAGGUGGUGUUUGCGGAUGUUCUGAUGCAACCUAAUGGAAUGUCAAAGGGUUGUGGAGUUGUUGAAUAUCGUACACCUGAAGACGCUCGACGGGCGAUUCAGACCUUGAACGAUACAGAUUUGCUAGGACGACCAGUAUUCAUCCGCGAAGAUAGGGAGAGUGAAGCGAAAUUUGGUACUGGAUUACCUAAUCGUGCUCCUGAUAGAAGUGGAGGGGGAGGGGGUGGAGGAAACAACAACGUGCCCAGUGGCGGAAACAACCCCGGUGGUGGUGGGGGCAACGCGGGCCGACAAAUAUUCGUGGGAAAUUUGCCGUAUUCUGUCGGCUGGCAAGAACUGAAAGAUUUAUUUAGGAAUGCUGGGAAUAUCAUUAGGGCGGACAUUUUAAUUGGACACGAUCGUCGUUCUAAAGGAUCAGGGACAGUGUUAUUCGAAACUCCAAUUGAUGCAGCCAAUGCUAUUUCUAAGUACGAUGGGUACGAGUGGAAUGGUAGAAGGAUUGAAGUUCGAGAGGGUGGGGAUGUGUUAGAGUCUGAAAAGAAUAUUGAGACGGUGGGUAUUCUUUUACCCGACUUCAUUUAUCCCUCAUUCUCGCAGGAUCGUUUUGCUGGAGGGCCGCCGCCGCCAAGAUUUGCUGGUCGACCUCGGUUAUAUAAUCCAUCAUAUGGCGGCGGAUCGGGUGGGCCUUACUACGGCGGAGGCUAUGGAUCGGGCUAUAUGUCUAUGAGCGGAGGCCCCGGACAAUAUGAGACGUAUGGCGGCGGUUAUGGUGAAUUUGGCGGUAGCGGUGGCAUGUUAGACUAUAGCGGCGGUGAGUUUGGUGGUAAUUACGGAGCACCGUACGGAGCUGGAUCUGGUUAUGACGGAACAUCAGGGUACUAUGGAGCACAGGGAUCAUCCUCUGGUGGUGUAUCAGGAACUCAAGUCUAUGUCAAAAACCUUCCAUAUACUACUACAAAUCUCGACUUGAGGGAACUUUUCAAGCACUGUGGUAAUGUUGUGAGAACAGAAAUACUCGAGAUUAACGGUCGACCAAGAGGGGCGGGAAUAGUGCAAUUUGAAAACUACGAGUCAGCGCGUCUUGCUAUCGAGAAGUUUAAUGGAUAUACAUAUGGUGGCCGUGCGAUCGAUGUAGUUUUCGAUCGAUUUGCACAGUGA
Molecule: messenger RNA, 1785 nt
Organism: Paraglomus occultum
Lineage: Eukaryota; Fungi; Glomeromycota; Glomeromycetes; Paraglomerales; Paraglomeraceae
Source: the annotation of a GenBank genome assembly